AUGAUCAACCUGUUCAAAGGCCACCCCAGCGACGACUUAUUUCCGGAAAAGGAAGUGUUGGCCGCCGCCGCGUCAUUGCUGUCACGUGACCGCCCGGAAGACGACGACGACGAAAACCGACAUCCCCUUACCUAUGGGCCUGAUCAGGGUGCUUUGUACGUCCGGCAGCUGAUCGCCAAGUGGGUCACGGAGCGGGAGCUGCUGGAAAAGACUCCGAUUGCCGCCAAUUGCAUUAAUCUCACCUGUGGCGCUUCUUUUGGUUUUGCAGAUAUUCUGCAGUCUUGCACUCUUCCCCAGACUGGUUACACUCGACGGGCAUUCAUUGUUUCGCCGUGCUACUACCUCAUCAAUUCGGUUUUCAUUGAUUGUGGGUUCAAGGGCAAACUGACCGCAAUUCGAGAGGAUUUCGGACGCCUGGAUCUGACCAAACUGGAAGCGGAUCUGGAGAAGUACUCUUCCGAGGAGGGCCAUGAACACGAAAAGUCACCUCUGGACGUUGUGGGAGACGAAUCGCGACCCACCAAGAAGAUUUACAAGUUUGUCUUCUACUUUGUGCCCACAUUCAGCAACCCCGGAAGUGCAAUCAUCCCUCUGGAGGACAGAGUCAAGCUGCUGGAACUCGCUCGAAAGUACGACAUGCUCAUUGUGUCUGACGACGUGUAUGACUUUCUGGAGCACUCGAUUGAGCGGGAGAAUCUGCCUCCCAGAAUGGUCACCCUCGAUCGUGAGACUGUAACCUCUACCCAUGGAAACACAGUCUCCAACCUCAGCUGCAGUAAACUACUGGGCCCUGGUCUGCGUGUUGGGUGGCAGGAGACUGCUACCGGCGCUCUCGCCCUCCAACUGGCCGAUUCCGGUGCCUCUAGAUCUGGAGGUACCCCUGCUCACCUCAACACCAUGAUUGUGGGCGAGAUGAUUAAGCUGGGUCUGUUUGAUAAGGUCGUUAACCAUCUCAACAAGAUUUACAAUGCACGAGCUACCGUCUACAAGGAAGCCCUCAAGAAAUACCUUCCCGAAGGUACCCAUAUCGAGGGUGGCGAUGGAGGCUACUUCAUUUGGGUGACUCUGGACAAAGUGGAUGCGCGAAAGAUGGUUGAGCUUGCCAAGGAGCGAGGUCUGGUUCUGGCGUCUGGAGACAAAUUUGAGGUAAAUGGUGAUCCCCAGAACUGGGGAAAGACCAGUGUCCGUGUCUCUGUUAGUUAUACUGAUGCUGAUAAGGCUCUGGAGGGAAUCAAAAUCUGGGGCGGGGUUUGCGAUGAUCUGAUCAAGUGGGACGAGGCCAUUGAUGUGUGUUAA
Yarrowia lipolytica CLIB122 is the source of this 1296-nucleotide messenger RNA. RefSeq lists its product as uncharacterized. Lineage: Eukaryota; Fungi; Ascomycota; Dipodascomycetes; Dipodascales. Gene Ontology annotation, molecular function: pyridoxal phosphate binding; L-2-aminoadipate:2-oxoglutarate transaminase activity. Gene Ontology annotation, cellular component: membrane. Gene Ontology annotation, biological process: biosynthetic process. The record is from RefSeq and is a predicted model, not a curated record.